Molecule: messenger RNA, 2934 nt
Organism: Raphanus sativus (radish)
Lineage: Eukaryota; Viridiplantae; Streptophyta; Magnoliopsida; Brassicales; Brassicaceae
Exons: 6
Coding region: 1-2934 (977 amino acids)
Molecular function (GO): zinc ion binding; nucleic acid binding
Source: RefSeq, a predicted model, not a curated record
AUGGGCAGUGAAGAAGAAAGAAACAGACCCGGAAAUUCUUUUUCCGGAUUAUCUAACUUGCAGAUGCGUGCUCUCAAUGAUUCUAUGUCUAACUUGUUGAAUACAGGUUUGGAGGCAAUCCAUCUUAGGCUGGAUGAACUUCAGGGCCGACCAGCUCAGUCCCAAACCAGAACCAGGCGUGACCGCCCAAGGAGACACAUCUGGUCCGAUCUUGAGAUCAGAGAUGAGUCCUAUGAUGAUGAUCAGUCCAUCAACCGACCAAGGAGAGCUCCUAGACAACAGAACCAAGGUGAUGUCAAUCCAUUUGGUAGAAAUGAAAGAACUGAUAAUGGAUUGGGUGGUUUGAAAUUGAAAAUUCCAAGUUUUGAUGGCAAGAAUGAUCCGGAUGCCUUUCUUGAAUGGAAAAGAAAGAUUGAACUUGUUUUUGAUUGUCAAAACUUUUCUGAUAUUAAAAAGGUUAGACUUGCUGCUGCUGAGUUUACUGGCUAUGCUAUUAACUGGUAUAAUCGAGUUGUGACUAGCAGGAGAAGAGCAGGUGUGGCGCCAGUUGUUACAUGGGAUGAGCUUUCCAUGCUGAUGCGGAGACGCUUUGUUCCCGACCAUUACCACAGAGAUCUACACCAUAAACUCAGGCGUUUGCUUCAAGGUUCUAAGUCAGUUGAGGACUACCACCAGGAAAUGGAGACCUUGAUGAUCAAGCCUGAUGUAGAUGAGCCCUUAGACGCCACCAUGGCUAGAUUUCUCACCGGGCUCAACCGAGACAUACAAGACCGCAUGGAGCUGGAAGACUAUGACAGCAUGGAACAGAUGCUACACAAGGCCGUGCUGAUUGAACAACAACUCAAGAGAAAAGGUCUCUCCAAACCGACCUUUGCUUCAAAACCAACCUUUGCUUCCAAGCCAAACUAUCAAGACAAGGGUAAGUCUUCUUCCACAACAAAUAAUGCUUUUAAAACUGAUGUCCCUGCUCGUUUUGACAAAGGAAAAGCAGUUGAGAAUCCUAGCCGUGCAAGAGACAUCAGGUGCUUCAAGUGUCAAGGUCUUGGCCACUAUGCCAACCGAUGUCCAAACCAAAAGGUGAUGGUGCUCUUGGAGAAUGGAGAAGUUGAAUCUGAAGAAGACAAGGAGGAUCUCGGACCAGUUUAUGAUACUGAUGAUGAGGAAGAAGCACUUGACUUCCCAGUUCAUGGCCCCCUUCUUGUUACUAGAAAGACUUUGGACGACACCUUUGAUCCCAUCCUUGAUGAGGAGGCCGAUGGCGUGAUCGAUGAGUUUUGCUCGACCUUUGUGGAGAGCUCUGGUCCGAUCUAUGAUGAGGAUGUUCUUGAUGAGCCAAGCCAAGGUUCACUACUGGUUACUAGGCGUACCUUGAGUGUCCAACCCAAAUCCAAUGAAAAAGAACAAAGGGAGAAUCUCUUUCACUCUAGAUGUCUCAUUUCUGAUAAAGUUUGUUCUUUGAUUAUUGAUGGAGGCAGUUGCACUAAUGUGGCCAGUGACACUCUUGUAAAGAAACUUGGGCUUGUUACUCGGCCUCUUUCUCGUCCUUUCAGGUUAGAGUGGCUCAAUGAGGCUGGAGAACAGUAUGUGAAGGAGCAAGUCACAGUUCCACUCUCCAUUGGUCGAUAUGAGGAUGAGGUUGUAUGCAAUGUGCUUCCCAUGGAUGCUUGCCAUGUUCUCUUGGGCCGACCUUGGCAAUUUGACAAGAAGGCAGUGCAUGAUGGCUUCACAAACAGGCACUCGUUUGAUCACAAAGGAAAGAAGAUCACUUUGGUGCCUUUGUCACCUUCGGAAGUCCAUCAAGACCAGGUCCAACUUAGGAAGAACCGAGACCAAGACUCUAAGGCUGAUAAACCUGAGACAAAUCAUGUGGUCUUUCUAGGUUUUGUUGUAGGUGCAGAUGGCUUGAGAGUGGACGAGCAGAAGGUCCAAGCAAUCCGAGACUGGCCCAUUCCGAAAACCAUUAGUGAAGUGAGAAGCUUCCAUGGCCUUGCCGGUUUCUAUAGGCGUUUUGUUCAAAACUUCAGUACCUUGGCCGCUCCUCUCACUGAAGUGAUCAAGAAGAACGUGGGGUUCAAAUGGGGACCAGCUCAAGAAGAAGCAUUCGAAAUCCUUAAAGGGAAGUUGACUAAUGCCCCUUUACUUGAAGGAAAACCAGUAGCUUAUUUCAGUGAAAAGCUUGGUGGUGCCAUGCUCAACUACCCCACAUACGACCAGGAACUCUAUGCCUUAGUGAGAGCCCUUCAAACGUGGCAGCACUAUCUUUGGCCUAAGGAGUUCAUCAUCCACACUGACCAUCAGUCUCUAAGACAUCUUAAGGGUCAGCAGAAGCUCAACAAGAGGCAUGCUCGUUGGAUGGAGUUCAUUGAAACAUUCCCUUAUGUGAUCAAGUACAAACAAGGUAAGGAGAAUGUUGUGGCUGAUGCAUUGUCUCGAAGGGAAGCUCAUGGAGGAGGACUUAUGGGACACUUUGGUGUCAAGAAGACUUACAAGGCUGUUCAUGACCACUUCUAUUGGCCGAGUUUGAUGAAAGAUGUUGAGAGGAUCUGUAGCCGAUGUGUGGUGUGCAAGAAGUCUAAGCCUAAAGCAUCAAACCACGAUGGCAAGAGGAAGGUGGACACGAUCAAGAAGCUGCAUGAACAGGUCCGGGCCAACAUUGAAGCCAAGACCAAAGGCUACAAACGACUUGCAGACAAGAAGAGAAAAGAAAUGAUCUUUCAGGAAGGUGAUCUUGUUUGGGUCCAUUUGAGGAAGGAACGAUUCCCGGAACAAAGGAAGUCCAAACUCAUGCCCCGGGUCGAUGGUCCAUUCCAGAUUCUCAAGAAACUCCAUGACAAUGCUUACCAGCUUGAUCUUCAGGAAGUUACGGUGCAGAGGCGGCACUGGACCACCACACCACCACCGCGAACUCUGGAAGCCGAAGCUUCAAUGGGGUGA